Miscanthus lutarioriparius is the source of this 1329-nucleotide messenger RNA. NCBI's taxonomy places the organism in Eukaryota, Viridiplantae, Streptophyta, Magnoliopsida, Poales, Poaceae. The record is from the annotation of a GenBank genome assembly.
AUGGCGGACACGCCGUCGCCGUCGCCGAAGGCGGCCGCCGCUGCGGAACCGGGGUCCACGUCGACGCCGCUGCUGCGGCGGCGGGGCUCGUACGCGCGGUCCAUGUCGCACGCGCGCGACGAGCUCAGCAGCUUCCGCUCCGGCCUGCGGUGGAUGUGCAUCGACCACUCGGACGCCGGCGCCAGCCCCGCGGUCUCCUGGCUCGUCUUCGCCGCGCUCGGCGUGGCCGUACCGGCCGCCGCGCACGCGGCCACGCCGCGGCGCGCCUACGACACGCAGGUGCAGGUGUCGCUCACGCUCUCCGCCGCGCUCGCCUACGCCACCCUCUACUCCCUCGUCCGGCGCCGCGGCCUGCGCCGGCUGCUCUACCUGGACCGCCUCCGCCACGACUCCCAGGACGUCCGCGCCGGGUACAUCGUCCAGCUCGCCGGGUCCUUCCGCCUCCUCGCCUGCUUCGUGCUCCCCUGCUUCCUGGCCGACGCCGCGUACAAGGUCUUCUGGUACUGCGCCAACGCCCCCUUCCCGCUCUGGUGGUCGGCCGCGGCGUGCGCGCUGGAGAUGGCGUCGUGGAUGUACCGCACCGCUAUGUUCUUCAUGGCGUGCGUGCUGUUCCGCACCAUCUGCUACCUGCAGAUCCUUCGCAUGACGGGGUUCGCGCGGGACUUCGGCCAGUGCGCCGACGUCGCCGCCGUGCUGAGGCAGCACCGACGCAUACGCGUCCAGCUGCAGCGGAUCAGCCACCGCUACCGAAGGUUCAUACUCUACUCCCUCAUCCUCGUCACCGCCAGCCAGUUCACUGCGCUUCUCGCCGCCACCAGACCCCACGCGCAAGUCAACUUCGCCACCGCCGGCGAGCUCGCGCUCUGCUCCGUGAGCCUCGUCACGGGCCUGCUCGUCUGCCUCCACAGCGCGGCCAAGAUCACGCACAAGACGCAGGCGAUCACCAGCGUCGCCGCGGCGUGGCACGCCGACGCCACCAUCAACAGCCUGGACCGUGACCAGGAGAACCCCAGGACGCCCAGCAAGGCGUGCCUGCAGCAGCACGCGCCCACGAGCCCCUUCCCGAUGGCGAACGCGUCGUCCGGCGAAGAGUCCGACGACGACGAGUGGCGGAGCGAGGACAGCGUGGACACCUCAAGGUUCACGUCUUUCCACGCCACCAACGUCUCCUUCCAGAAGAGGCAGGCGCUAGUGACGUACUUGGAGAACAACCGGGCGGGGAUCACGGUGUUCGGUUUCGUCGUCGACCGGACAUGGCUGCACGCGCUGUUUAUGAUCGAGUUCUCGCUGGUAAUGUGGCUGCUAGGGAAGACGAUCGGCAUAUCUUGA